CUCCUCAAUAGAUUCUCUCAGCCCAUGACUGGGCUAUCUGAUCUAAUGCUCCAUGUCAGGACUCCUGUUAAACCCUGACUCUGGAUCUUCCGGCCGAGCUUCGUCAAGUCGCAGUCCAACAGUUGCGGCAUCAUCUUCAACAGGCGAUCGCUUUGAAGAUGACCUUGAGCUUGAUGCUGAUGAGCUCUCGCGACCAAACGGAGCACCAUACAAUGACGUUCUAGAUGGCGCCGUGUCUUUCAAGCGCAAGCAGAAGAUCCAGCCGCCGUCAUUCACUUCUCGCUUCCUACCGGCCUCAUUCAGUCUGCGCUCCAAAACCUCGACAAAUGUGCAAACCACACCGAUAUCACCGCCGAGGCGGCUUCGUGCCCGCGACAUUAAUCACAUCGAGCCAUCAUCGGACAAUAUACUGAACUAUCUCAAUGCGCCUGCCGAUGCAGGGGCUCAUUUACACGACACAAAGGAUGCCGGGGCAUUAGACUGGUAUGUGGAGGGCCCUGGGAGGCGAGUAGGUUACGACGAUCUCACCGCAAUCGAUUGGAUAUACGAGUAUAGCAAAGAGCGCACACGACUACGACAAUUAGCAGCGAAUGCACCAGGACUGCUGGGCCAGAUCAAGCUUGUAGCCGACGCGAGUCACAUAUGGUGGAUUUUGGUAGCGACUGGUCUCGCCGUCGGAGGCAUCGCCGCAGGGAUCGACAUCACUAGCGAUUGGCUCGGGGAUCUGAAAACGGGCAUGUGCAGCAAUGUUCAAGAUGGAGGAAGGCUCUAUCUCAACAAGGUUUUCUGUUGCUGGGGCGGCAGCAGUCUUGCGGAAUGUCCAGAUUGGCGAACAUGGAGCCAGAUCACGGGCGUACGAAACUCAGGGGGAAGCUACAUCGUCGAAUAUGCGUUCUUCGUUCUACUCUCGGUACUGUUCGCUACAUGUGCGAGCUUACUGGUCAUCAACUUCUCUCUAUACGCAAAACAGAGUGGUAUACCAGAGGUGAAGGUUGUCCUCGGAGGAUUCGUCAUUCGCCGCUUCCUCGGUGCCUGGACGCUGAUUGUCAAGUCUCUGGGGCUCUGUCUCGCAGUCGCAUCCGGAAUGUGGCUAGGAAAAGAAGGGCCACUCGUCCAUGUGGCAUGCUGCUGCGCCAAUGUCUUCAUGAAGCUCUUUGAUGGGAUCAACAGCAAUGAGGCCCGCAAAAGAGAAGUGCUUUCUGCUGCGGCCGCAAGCGGAAUCUCGGUCGCUUUCGGUUCUCCUAUCGGUGGUGUACUGUUCUCGCUUGAGCAGCUGUCUUAUUACUUCCCGGACAAGACAAUGUGGGCGUCAUUUGUGUGCGCAAUGGUCGCUGCAGUGACUCUACAGGCAAUUGAUCCAUUCAGAACCGGCAAACUUGUGCUUUAUCAAGUCACAUAUCAUAGUGGCUGGCACGCCUUCGAGUUGCUGCCCUUUGCAAUCCUCGGUAUCAUGGGAGGACUUUAUGGGGCUCUGUUCAUCAAGCUGAAUAUGCGCGUCGCAGCCUGGCGCGCCUCACCCAAAAAUUACUUUCAACAACACCCAGUACUCGAAGUUGUCGCCGUUUCCUUAUUGACUGCCCUGGUCAGCUUUCCCCUGACCUUCCUGAGGGCACAGUCGACUGAACUUGUACAACAUCUCUUCGUCGAGUGCCGAGACAUCACCGACGACUUCCUUGGCCUCUGUAAGUCUGGCGUCGCUAAUACGGGUGUCAUAUUUAUGCUGCUUGUCUCAUCAGUCAUUGGCUUCCUGCUAGCUGGCAUCACCUUUGGGCUGCGGAUUCCGGCCGGUAUCCUACUCCCUUCAAUGGCGGUCGGCGCUCUUUACGGUCGUGUCGUUGGGCUCAUCGUCGAAGUCUGGCAAAGAGAGCAUCCCAACUUUAUAGCGUUCGCAAGCUGUGAGCCUGACAGACAGUGUGUCACGCCUGGUACCUAUGCUGUCAUCGGCGCCGCCUCUGCGCUUGCAGGCGCAACCCGCAUGACAGUAUCAAUUGUGGUCAUCAUGUUCGAACUCACGGGCGCCUUGACGUACGUCCUGCCCAUCAUGAUCGCUGUCAUGCUAUCGAAGUGGGUAGGAGACGCAUUCGGAAAGCGAGGCAUUUACGAAAGUUGGAUUAGGUUUCAAGGGUAUCCUUUCCUAGACAACAAGGACGAUCGACUGGUUCCUGAUGUUCCUGUCAGCCAGAUCAUGACCCGUGUGGAUGAUCUCGCCUGCAUCACAGCUACUGGACAUACAAUCGAGACGCUUCGGGAGCAUUUGAGAGAGCAUCGCUUCCGAGGUUUCCCGGUUGUGACCAACACUCGCGAGGCUGUCUUGCUUGGAUAUAUCUCUCGCACGGAGUUGGAGUUCGCGCUCGAUGCCGCAGUUUCCGUUCAACGUGCGUUGCCAACAACGACCGAGUGCUACUUCCAGCAUCAGCCUCUCGCAGAUCCGAACGUUACACUAGAUCUUCGCCCGUGGAUGGAUCAGACCCCCAUCACGUUGAGCUCGCGAUCUUCCCUCCAGCUAGCAAGCGACAUGUUCCAAAAGCUCGGACUUCGCUACAUCAUAUUCUGCGAUCGAGGACUUCUUGCGGGUCUAUUGACAAAGAAGGAUCUCUGGUACGUAUUGAACGAGGGUGAGGAAGGACGAAUUGGGUCUGGCGGUGGCGUUUUGAGGGAAGAAUUGACCGGCCAAGAGGACGAAAGAGGACUUCUGAAUCGACGCGAUAGCAGUGGUGGAUUUCCAGAUGAUCUGGAAGGACCGCACACAACCGCAAUUCAUGAUUAGAUUUAUGUAAAGUUCACGAAAUAUAUCAUUCAGUCAUUUUUUGCAGACCAAAG
This is a messenger RNA of Dissoconium aciculare CBS 342.82, 2820 nucleotides long. RefSeq lists its product as uncharacterized. The transcript has 2 exons. Gene Ontology annotation, biological process: chloride transport; transmembrane transport. Gene Ontology annotation, molecular function: voltage-gated chloride channel activity. Gene Ontology annotation, cellular component: early endosome; membrane; Golgi apparatus. The record is from RefSeq and is a predicted model, not a curated record. NCBI's taxonomy places the organism in Eukaryota, Fungi, Ascomycota, Dothideomycetes, Mycosphaerellales, Dissoconiaceae. Bases 53 to 2767 code for a protein of 904 amino acids.